AUGAGGUACAUGUUGAAGAAAUGGUCAACGGACAUGCUGGCGAUUUUCGAAACCCACGCCGGAGCAGAGAAGGCUGGAAGAAUCUGUCAAGGGUUAGGGUUUGAAAAUUCGUUUCGUGUGGAUGCGGUGGGGCAAAGUGGUGGUUUGUGGUUGUUAUGGAGGCACGGGAUUGGAGACGCAGAGGUUCUUCACUCGGCGGAGCAAUUAAUACAUGUAAGAGUGAAGAAGGAGGCCGAUGUGGUUCAUAUUAUUGUGGUGUAUGAAGCUCCUUCUGUGAGUCGCCGGAGUGGGCUCUGGAUGCAGCUUCGGGACUUGAUUCAGAUGGUGAAUGAACCUGUUAUUAUAGGGGGAGAUUUCAAUACGAUCGUACGAGUGGAUGAGAGAACUGGAAGUAACGGUCAACUUUCGCCGGAUUCUUUGGAGUUUGGUAACUGGAUCAAUGACACAAUGCUAAUAGAUAUGGGAUUCAAGGGCAACUGUUUCACAUGGAAAAGAGGCAAAGAUGAGAGGUUUUUUGUAGCGAAGAGAUUGGAUCGGAUUUUGUGUUGUGCUCAAGCACGCUUGAAGUGGCAAGAUGCCACAGUCACACAUCUACCGUUUCUAGCCUCAGAUCACUCGGCGCUGUAUCUACAGUUGGUGCCACCAGUGACUGGAAAUGCUCGGAGGAGGCCUUUCCGGUUUGAAGCGGCAUGGAUGAGUCACACGAGUUUCAGGGAGUUGCUUUCAGCGUCGUGGGAUCCGAAUAUUGACACAAGGAAAGCGUUGGCAAAAUUGGAGAAAGUGUUGAGAAAAUGGAAUAAGGAGAUCUUUGGGGACAUUAAAACCCGAAAGGAGAAACUCGUUAAGGAAAUUCAGGAGGUGCAAGAUGAGCUUGAGAGGCAUAGCUCGGAUGCUUUGCUCCAGCUGGAAGCUAAUCUAAUCAAAGAGUUUGAUGUUGUGCUAUAA
Molecule: messenger RNA, 945 nt
Organism: Microthlaspi erraticum
Lineage: Eukaryota; Viridiplantae; Streptophyta; Magnoliopsida; Brassicales; Brassicaceae
Source: the annotation of a GenBank genome assembly